GCCACCGCCUGCCCUUCCUCGAGAUGUUCCGCUGGAGCAUCGGCCGCUUUUGUGGAGGGGAAGAGCAGCGGGUUGGCACUCGCACUAUACACAUUGGUCACCACCGAGCCCCAGAAGCAGAUGCAUACAUGGCCGAGAAGUUUUGUGAUAACCGGAUUGUGUCCUCCAAGUAUACAAUUUGGAACUUUCUUCCAAAGAAUCUUUUUGAACAGUUUCGAAGAAUUGCCAAUUUUUAUUUCCUGAUCAUUUUCCUAGUCCAGGUCACGGUAGAUACACCAACCAGCCCAGUGACCAGUGGACUCCCGCUUUUCUUCGUGAUAACUGUCACUGCCAUUAAACAGGGAUACGAAGACUGGCUCAGACACCGAGCUGACAAAGAAGUGAAUAAAAGCAUUGUCUAUGUUAUUGAAAAAGCAAAGCGAGUGAAGAAAGAGAGUGAAGCUAUCAAGGUUGGUGAUAUUGUUGAGGUCCAUGCGGAUGAAACGUUUCCUUGUGAUAUUAUCCUCCUGUCAUCAAGCAAUGAUGAUGGGACCUGUUAUGUUACAACAGCCAGUCUUGAUGGGGAAUCCAACUGUAAGACGCAUCAUGCUAUCCCUGACACCAGUUCGUUUAACACGGCUCAUUCCAUUGAUACCCUCCAAGCCACGAUCGAGUGUGAACAGCCUCAGCCUGACCUGUACAAGUUUGUUGGGAAGAUCAAUAUCUAUAGUAAUAAUGCAGAACCCAUUGCCAGGUCUUUGGGACCUGAAAAUCUAUUGCUGAAAGGAGCUACUCUAAAAAAUACCAAGAAGAUUUAUGGAGUUGCUGUUUACACAGGAAUGGAAAGCAAAAUGGCUUUGAAUUACCAAGGGAAAUCUCAGAAGCGCUCCGCUGUGGAAAAAUCUAUCAAUGGCUUCCUGAUUGUGUACUUGUGCAUCCUCUUGUCCAAAGCUGCUAUUUGCACCACAAUGAAGUAUGUGUGGCAAAGUGUCUCCCACAAUGAUGAGCCUUGGUACAACCAAAGGACUCAGCAUGACCGAGAGACUGUAAAGGUUCUGAAAAUAUUCACAGACUUCUUGUCAUUUAUGGUCCUAUUCAAUUUCAUUAUCCCUGUUUCCAUGUAUGUUACUGUGGAAAUGCAGAAAUUCUUGGGGUCCUUUUUCAUUGCUUGGGAUAAAGACUUUUAUGAUGAAGAAAUACAAGAAGGUGCUCUGGUGAAUACAUCUGACCUCAAUGAAGAGCUUGGGCAGGUGGAGUAUGUAUUUACUGACAAAACUGGAACCCUUACUGAAAACACCAUGGAAUUUAUAGAAUGUUGCAUAGAUGGGCACACGUAUAAGGAGGAAACUGCAGAAACGGAGACAUUCUCUGAAACUGAUGGAAUUCAGCCCGUUUCUGGAAGAGCAGAAAAGAGUCGGGAACAGCUCUUUCUCCGUGCCCUGUGCCUGUGCCAUACUGUGGAAACCCAAGUAAAUGAUGAUGUUGACGGAAUCGUCGAAGAGACUGAAUUAACGUAUAUCUCCUCAUCUCCUGAUGAAAUUGCUUUGGUAAAGGGGGCUAAGAAGUAUGGAUACACCUAUUUGGGAAUUAAGGAUGGCCGCGUGAAAUUGGAAAACCAACAAAAUGAAAUUGAAGAGUUCAAGCUUCUCCAUACUUUACACUUUGAUUCUUCCCGGAGACGUAUGAGCGUGAUUGUGAGAAAUGCCCGAGGUGACAUAUUUCUUUUUUGUAAGGGAGCAGACUCCGCUGUUUUCCCCAGGGUGCAAAGGGACCAGAUAGAACAGACUAAAGUCCAUGUGGAACGCAAUGCAAUGGAUGGAUAUCGAACAUUGUGUGUGGCCUACAAAGAAUAUACUCUUGAGGAAUAUCAUGCAGUUGACCGGCAGAUCCUUGAAGCCAAGAUGGCUUUACAAGAGAGAGAAGAAAAGUUGGCAAAGGUUUUCGAUGACAUAGAGACUGACAUGAAUUUAAUUGGAUCUACUGCAGUAGAAGACAGGCUUCAGGAUCAAGCAGCUGAGACUAUUGAAGCCUUGCACAAGGCAGGUAUGAAAGUAUGGGUGCUCACUGGGGAUAAGAUGGAGACUGCCAAGUCUACCUGCUAUGCCUGCCGCCUCUUCCAGACCAACACUGAACUCUUGGAGCUGACCACUCGGACCAUCGGAGAUAGUGACAGAAAAGAAGAUCAUUUGCACGAACUGCUGGUUGACUACCAUAAGAAGCUGCUAUAUGGAUUCCCCAAACGUAGAAGCAUCAGAAAAGGGUGGGGAGAACACCAAGAAUAUGGAUUGAUAAUUGAUGGAUCAACUUUGUCACUUAUAUUAAAUUCUACCCAAGAGUCCACGUCAACUAAUUACAAAAGCAUCUUUAUGCAAAUCUGUAUCAAGUGCACGGCUGUCCUCUGUUGCCGGAUGGCCCCUCUACAGAAAGCACAGAUCGUCAAAAUGGUGAAGAAUAUUAAGGGCAGCCCAAUCACUCUCUCCAUUGGCGAUGGUGCUAAUGAUGUUAGCAUGAUCCUGGAGUCCCAUGUGGGAAUAGGCAUCAAAGGCAAAGAAGGUCGCCAGGCUGCAAGAAACAGUGAUUACGCGGUUCCCAAAUUUAAGCACUUAAGGAAACUGCUGCUGGCCCAUGGACAUUUAUACUACGUGAGAAUUGCACACCUGGUGCAGUAUUUCUUCUAUAAGAACCUCUGUUUCAUUCUACCGCAAUUUUUGUACCAGUUCUUCUGUGGCUUCUCCCAACAGCCAUUGUAUGAUGCUGCUUACCUUACGAUGUACAAUAUCUGCUUCACUUCGUUACCGAUCCUGGCCUACAGCUUGCUGGAACAGCACAUCAGCAUUGACGUUCUCACCGCUGAUCCCAGAUUGUAUAUGAAAAUUUCUGACAACGCCAAGCUAAAGUGGGGCCCUUUCUUGUACUGGACGUUUCUGUCUGCCUUUGAAGGAACCGUGUUUUUCUUUGGUACUUACUUCCUUUAUCAGGCUACAACUUUGCAAGAGAAUGGAAAGGUUUAUGGGAACUGGACUUUUGGAACUACUGUUUAUACAGUCCUAGUAGUCACUGUAACACUGAAGCUUGCCAUAGAUACUCGGUUCUGGACUUGGAUCAAUCACUUUGUGAUUUGGGGUUCCUUAAUCUUCUAUAUCUUUUUCUCAUUCUUCUGGGGAGGCAUUCUCUGGCCUUUUCUCAAGCAGCAAAGGAUGUAUUUUAUAUUUGCCCACAUGGUGACUUCUGUAUCAACAUGGCUGACAAUGAUUCUUCUGAUAUUUGUUGGUCUUUUCCCUGAGAUUCUUAUGAUAGCGGUUAAAAAUGUCAGGAGAAGGACUCCCAAGGCCUCGAAUUUGGAGCUGCCUAUGUUAGUGUCCUACAAGACUAUUGGCAAUGGUUACGUCUAAGACAAGAUGCUGGAAGAGGCUGCUGCAAAAAAAUGUUAUCAUCUCAGGAUACUUGAAAUGCAAGAACUUGAACUCAUGCCUGUUUUCACUUCUGGGGCCCAGGAGGAAGGCCCUCUGGGAGCCAAAUGAAUAGAAAUCCUUAAAUGAUAACGCCAUUAUUGUAAGCAGUCUUGCUCCCCUGAAGUAUCACGGAUGGGGGGGGGUAUUACUAGGGCAAAAACCUUGACAGUCUAAGAAAUGCAUACCAUCAAGAUUAGCUAAAAUUCGACUGUAACUCAACAAACUUUAAUACAAAUGACAAAAUGGGUGCUGAAAACAAACAAAAAAAUCCUUAACUCAAGCUAUGAGUUAAAGAACAUGGAAUUUAAAUGCUGUAAUGUAGGAAUCAUGUAAUGAGAAUGACUGCAUUUUGCUGACAUUACUUUUUUGCCUGGCAAAAGAAAUAGCCUGUCUCAAUCACUCGUUUUUGUUUUCUCCUGCUGAAUGAGAUAAAUAUUUAAGUCACCAAACUCCACCAAAAGUAGUAUAUGAAAAGGUUGGAGUAAAUGUUUUUCAUUGUGAAAUGUGUUGAUUGCAAAACCCCCUCUGUGUAUAUCGGGGAAGCCGUUAAGUGUUCUCUGUUUGUGCAUAUGCCAAAUCGUGUCCUGCUCUGACAAACUCGCUGGAAAAACAUAUAUGUCAAACACCUCUGUGGAGAGAAGGUUAGCAGCAGAUAAUUCUGCCGAAGAAGGAAACUUUGGUCCUUGCCUUUUUCUGUUCUGCUGACCAAACACCACCCUGAGUGGUCUUAUUACAUUUGAAGAUGCUCCAUCACUGUUUCAUAUCACAUAAGGUUAUUGAAAGUCAUUUUGAAGCAAACAGAACACAAGUCAUUACUAUGGACAUGAGAGAGGAAGGUGGGUAAAAAUUAUAUUUGCACAAAAAAUCAAUGUAAUCAUAACAUUGUAUGUUUUAUGUUGAGAAGGAAAACGUUUAUGAUGUCUGUUAGAAACCUGCUGUCUGUGAAUUAAUGUCACACUAAGAUUGCUGCUCAACCCCUGAGACCAUGACAGAGUCACCAUGAAUAAGUGACUUUCUCCCUUCUCUCAUCUGACUCAAGUCAUGGUAGACCCCAAUUCCGUUGGCCUGUAUGGAAGAUGUAACCCCUAUGAAAAGUUAGUAGAAAACAUGGAAGGAAGUACAUGAGAACUAUAUACACUUUGUUCUUUUUUUUU
Vombatus ursinus (common wombat) is the source of this 4585-nucleotide messenger RNA. RefSeq names its product ATPase phospholipid transporting 11C (gene ATP11C). The record is from RefSeq and is a predicted model, not a curated record. The coding region runs from base 24 to 3371 and encodes 1115 amino acids. Gene Ontology annotation, biological process: phospholipid translocation. Gene Ontology annotation, molecular function: magnesium ion binding; ATP binding; ATPase-coupled intramembrane lipid carrier activity. Lineage: Eukaryota; Metazoa; Chordata; Mammalia; Diprotodontia; Vombatidae. The transcript has 29 exons. Gene Ontology annotation, cellular component: plasma membrane; recycling endosome; endoplasmic reticulum.